CCCUUUCCCCAUGAGGCGCGCCCCUUUUCGGGACACAAGCUGGGCCUAAGCACGACUGGAGGUAAGCAAGUGCUUGAGACAAAACUUCAACCAAGGAUUGGUGGAUCUGAAUCAUGGAGACAGAAAGCGAGCAAAAUUCAAACUCCGCAAGUGGCAGCUCAGGCUCUGGAGGGAGCACCCGCCCGCAGAUAUCACAGAUGACACUCUAUGAGCGGCAAGCAGUGCAGGCACUUCAAGCACUGCAGCGUCAGCCAAACGCAGCCCAGUAUUUCCAUCAGUUUAUGCUUCAACAGCAGCUCAACAGUGCUCAGUUACAUAGCCUAGCAGCAGUUCAGCAGGCAACAAUUGCAGCAAGCCGACAGGCAAGCUCUCCAAACACAAGCACCCCUCAACAGACAGCUACUACGCAGGCUUCGAUUAAUUUGGCUACGACAUCAGCUGCACAGUUAAUCAGUCGUUCACAAAGUGUGAGUUCACCUAGUGCUACCACCCUAACACAGUCAGUGCUUCUGGGUAAUGCUACCUCACCACCUCUCAACCAGUCGCAAGCACAGAUGUAUCUCCGGCCGCAGCUAGGGAACCUGUUGCAGGUGAACCGAAGCUUGGGCCGCAAUGUUCCUCUUACUUCCCAGCUCAUCCUGAUGCCUAACGGGGCUGUGGCUGCUGUUCAGCAGGAAGUGCCACCCACUCAUUCUCCUGCGGUCCACACAGAUACGGACCAGGUGCAGAAUUUAGCUGUCAGGAGUCAGCAGACCUCAGCAGCUAAUGCACAGCUCCAAGGUUCUGCUCCAAAGACUGCUUUGCCAGGGAAUUCCCAAUCUUCAGUACUACCCCAGGUCACUCAUGCUGGUCAGACCUUGGCCGUAACUCAGGCAUCAUCUGGCAGUGUGGGCCAGUCGCUCAAUCUCAGUCAAGGGGCAGCUGGAAGCAACGGCAUAUCUGGCAAUCUGGCAUCCUCUGUGGGGAAUCAUGCUACCUCUGGGCUGGGCCAAGCAACGGCAUCUGGUCCAGGGAGCAGUUGUCAAAGGAAAGGUACUGGCGUAGUUCAGCCUUUACCAGCAGCUUCUGCUGCCCAAGCUGUGACAGUGAGUCAAGGAAGUCAGACAGAGACAGACAGUGCAGCAGCGAAGAAGCCAGAAGCAGAUGGAAAUGGGCAGCAGACUGUGGGUAUGAACCUGACCAGGACAGCAACGCCAGCACCGAGCCAGACUUUGAUCAGUUCUGCCACGUAUACCCAAAUCCAGCCUCACUCAUUGAUUCAGCAGCAGCAGCAAAUUCACCUCCAGAAGCAAGUAGUGAUCCAGCAACAGAUUGCCAUCCAUCACCAACAGCAGUUCCAGCAUCGUCAGUCCCAGCUGUUGCACACCGCCACACACCUUCAGCUAGCCCAACAGCAGCAGCAGCAGCAGCAGCAGCAAGCUCCACCUAUGACGCAGCAGCAGCAGCAUGGGCCACCACAGGUUCAGCAGCAGGCGCAGGCUGUUCAGGGCCAACAGCAGGCUCAGACACUUGUUGUCCAGCCCAUGUUACAGUCACAGCCUCAGUCAGUGCAGCUGCAGCAGGACAGUCUUUGCCAGGCAGCCAUGAAAUCGCCUGUCCCUAUUCAGUCCAAGCCUUCCAUCAACCCCCUGAAGCCUCCACAACUUGGUGCUGCCAAAAUGUCAGCGUCCCAGCAGCCCCCGCCUCAUAUCCCUGUGCAAGUGGUGGGCAGCCGCCAGCCUGGUUCAGCCCAUGCUCAGGCCCUGGGACUUCCUCAGAUGAACAUAGGUGUGCAGGCUACGCGAGGCAUGCCAGCUGUUGUCCAGCCCGUGUCCCAGGCCCACACAGCAUCUUCAGUGCCACAGACUUCUUCCUCAUUUUCUUCUUCUUCUCCUCCUCCCCUGCAAGAAGCCCCUCCUACGUUCAGUGUGGCACAAGUUCAGGGUGCAACCCAGGUGAAGAAUGCUGCUUCAUCUCCAGUCAUGGCUCAAGCACCACCAGCAGCCUACUACAUACAGCCUGUCCAAUUACCUAGCAAGCCACAGACCUUGGCAGUGAAGCGCAAGGCAGAAUCAGAAGAGGAGAAGGAGGAGGCCAAUCCACCACCUUCUCUCCUGGCUACCAAGUCUUCUCCUGUUGCUGAGAGUCCUAAAGCUACGGAAGAUAAGGGUGGUCUUGUAGGUGAAGGGCACAGGGAGAAAUCAGAAUCCUUCCCUGGUGCCACCCUAAAUGCAACCUCCAUUGAGCCCAACCCUCCUACAACUGUUCCUCUGCCCACUUUGUCCAUGUUGACCCGUCAGACAGGAGACUCCAAACUUCCACAAGCUAUCGUCAAGCCUCAAAUUCUUACACACAUCAUAGAAGGCUUUGUCAUUCAGGAAGGGGCAGAGCCUUUCCCGGUGGGUUGUUCUCAGCUCCUUAAAGAAUUCGAAAAGCCUCUUCAGGUUGGUGCUCCUUCUAGGCAGUCUGAGAACCAGCCUGGUGACUCCCCAGGAGGAGAAAGUAUAAUAACAGAGCAAGACAAGAAAGGUAACCUUCUCAAAUGUGAAUUUUGUGGAAAAUACGGUCCAGCCAAUCAAUUCCGUGGUUCCAAAAGGUUCUGUUCAGUGACAUGUGCCAAGAGGUACAAUGUGGGUUGUAGCCAUCAACUUCGGCUGCAAAGGAAAAAAAUGAAAGAGCUUCAAGAAGCAAAUUAUGCCCGUCGGCGGCGUGGACCUCGGCGCAGCAGCUCAGAAAUUGCCCGAGCCAAGAUCCAGGGCAAGCGACACCGGGGCCAAGAAGACUCAAGCAGAGGAUCUGAUAAUUCUAGUUACGAUGAAGCUCUCUCCCCAACUUCACCGGGACCGCUUUCAGUGAGGGCAAGCCAUGGAGAGCGAGAUCUUGCCAGCUCUAACAUGAUUCAGCCUGUUCCUGAUCUACAUGGUAUCAACCCAGUCUUUCUCUCCAGCAAUCCCAGUCGUUGGAGUGUGGAGGAAGUAUAUGAGUUCAUUGCAUCCCUUCAAGGUUGCCAGGAGAUUGCAGAAGAGUUUCGUUCCCAGGAGAUUGAUGGCCAGGCCUUGCUCUUGCUGAAAGAAGAGCAUCUCAUGAGCGCUAUGAACAUCAAGCUGGGUCCUGCUCUCAAGAUUUGUGCCAAGAUCAACAUCCUCAAAGAUACCUAAGAAUGUUGAGAAGACAGUGUUCCCUCCUCGAGGCUGGGGCUGUUUCUACAUGUCUUCUGCACAGAGGGCAUCUGAAGGGAAUGGAUGGAAAUUGACCUUUCAAAAUCUGUAUGUUGGUGCUACAUAGGGGAGGAACAGCUCCCUUGGAGGCCUUGAACAUCUCUUCAGAGCAUCUCAUUUGCCUUCAAGUUCAUUAUUCUUGAAGUAUUCUUCAGGUAACUCAGCAAAGAAGGUAAGCGCUGUUCUGUGCUAAGGCUCCCGGGAGGAAAGGUUGAGGAGGGCCUUCUCAAGUGGUGUUGCUGGAUUUUUUUGAAUUCUCCUUCCCAUUGGAUGUUUCUUCUACACAUACUGCAGAAGAUCAAUUAGUGCUGAAGCUUAAUUAGGUUUUUUUCUUGCUGAGGGAGGGAAGCUGAUGGAUUGGAACAGUGAAAACUGAAGUUUUAAAUGACCCCUUUCCCAGUUCUUAAAAGUUGACUGGAAGUGAGUCAGCGCCGCAUAGAACAUGGAAGCAAAGUGUUAUGGAUUACUUAAAUAUUUGAGCUUGUUCAUGCCUGUUGGGACCCUCCCCAAGACAACGUGAGCACUUCUGACUGUGGCAUCAGAGCAAAAUUUGUUUUGAAGAUCAAUUCCACUUGUUUGUCUUGUGCAUUUGAAACAUAACAUCAAAGACCCAAAGGAGAAGCUAAGUGUACUGCAGCUCUAGUUAUUUCUAUCCUGACUUAAAAUGUUUCUUUUUUCAGUUUUAUAUCUUGCCAUCCCUGGAAGAACAUAUGGGAUGAAGGUGAUUUCGUGUUUGUAUCUUCUAACAAAACCUGUUUAUUUUUGUUUAUUAUACAAAUAUUCUCUUCCUCAGUAAAAGUGCUUCAAAAAUGUUGGUGACCCUUCUGUGACCUGAUUUUACUCCUGAUUCCCCCAAAUUCAUAUGAAACUCAAGUAGAUAGCUUUCACCUAGGUCUGCAGCAGGCGUUAUUGCUGUUCCCUGAAUUAAGAAUAGUGAAAAGUGGUGUGCUGACAAAAAACAAAGUUCUACAUCAAUGCAGAGCAUCUUUAGACCUUGAAUUUUUUUUGUAAACUAUGCCUCUCUCCAUGUCUGUGCCUUUACAAGUUCUGAAGUGUCGUAAUGAUUUAGGAUAGCUAUUUGGAUUACUGUAUGUAUAUUUGGAACAAACUUGAAAGGUAAAAAUGAGGGGUGAUAUCCAGUUCCAUUUUUGCCCUUUCAAGCAUAAAUGUGGGUUAGAAAGGUUUAAGAUUACUGCUAAAGGACAGCCAUGGCACUUGGAUAAGGACUUGUCUUUCAUAAUAAAUAGAUUGUGUGUAUAUAUACAUGCACUAUGAAAAACCUUCAAAAGAAAUAUGAUUGAUUUGAAAGGGGCAUGUAGUGAACAACGGAGUUAUAGAGAUGUCCUUACUUUUAACUGUCAGCACAGAUGUGGUCACUGGAGAACAAAUCUAAGAUUCCUGGAAUAUGCUAACUCUGCUGUCUUCAUAUAAGACUGACUAUUCUGUAACAAAAUUAAUCACCACCUAUUGUUUAUUAUUUUUUAACCUAGGACUAAGCCCCCCUGUUGUUCUCCUCCUUGAUACACCCUCGCCAUAAUUUAAAACUGCCCAGAGACACAGCUGCAGCCACUGUUCACCAGAUGUGUGCUUGGACACACAAAAACUUAUGAAAAAUAAAAACUAGUCUUAAAAGUGCUACAAGA
Pogona vitticeps (central bearded dragon) is the source of this 4840-nucleotide messenger RNA. The record is from RefSeq and is a predicted model, not a curated record. Lineage: Eukaryota; Metazoa; Chordata; Lepidosauria; Squamata; Agamidae.